AUGGGAGAAGUAAAGCUGCUGGGAUUUUGGGCAAGCCCAUAUAGUCAGAGAGUGAUAUGGGCACUGAAACUGAAGGGAGUUGAGUAUGAAUAUAUAGAAGAAGAUCUUUCAAACAAGAGUGAAUUGCUUCUUCAAUAUAAUCCAGUUCACAAGAAGAUCCCUGUGCUUGUUCAUGGUGGCAAACCCAUUUGUGAAUCUCUGGUUAUUCUUGAGUACAUCGAAGAAACUUGGCCUCAAACUCCUCUCUUGCCUAAGGACCCUUAUGAAAGAGCUUUGGCACGAUUUUGGAUGCAAUUUGCUGUUGGAAAGGCUCCCGCUUUUAAUUCAUUCUUUACAAGCACCGGUAGUGGAGAGAAGGGAGAAAAGGCAGCAAAAGAAGUAGUAGAAGUGUUUAAAAUCUUGGAAGAGCAAUUAAGCCUUGGAAAUACCAAGUUCUUUGGGGGAGAGACUAUAAACAUGGUGGACAUAUCAUGGUUACCUCAUUGGUUUGAAUGUACAGAACAACUUGUAGGACUCAAACUCUUAGACCCCAAAACAAUGCCUCGGCUCCAUACUUGGGCUCGAGAUUUCAAGCAACAUCCCAUCAUCAAGGAGAGCGUUCCUGAUUAUGACAGACUCUUAAUCCAUAUGAAAUCAGUUAGGGAGAAGAUGAUGAUGUCAUCCAAGUGAAUGAAAAUGUCACAAGUUCAUAUUUCAGUCAGCUUUGAUCGUUGUGUUGUUGUGUAUGUUGUUUUGUUUAAAUGGGAAGAUUAGAUAGAUAAUACGAGUUCCAUUCCACGAGAGUAAACAAGGGUGGCAAUAGUUCCUGUUUAGUUUGCUUGGUGGUACGUCGUUGACUAUGGAUAUUAGUUUUCUUGUUGGUAUGUUUAGUUCCAUUUCAAUGUAAAUGGAAACUAGAUUUUAUUUAGUUGGUCAAUAAAGAUGAGUGAAGAGUUCGCUCUUCAUUUAAAUA
This is a messenger RNA of Cannabis sativa, 952 nucleotides long. Its product is annotated as probable glutathione S-transferase. The coding region runs from base 1 to 669 and encodes 222 amino acids. Gene Ontology annotation, molecular function: glutathione transferase activity. NCBI's taxonomy places the organism in Eukaryota, Viridiplantae, Streptophyta, Magnoliopsida, Rosales, Cannabaceae. The record is from RefSeq and is a predicted model, not a curated record. Gene Ontology annotation, cellular component: cytoplasm. The transcript is spliced from 2 exons. Gene Ontology annotation, biological process: glutathione metabolic process.